Knipowitschia caucasica is the source of this 903-nucleotide messenger RNA. NCBI's taxonomy places the organism in Eukaryota, Metazoa, Chordata, Actinopteri, Gobiiformes, Gobiidae. The record is from the annotation of a GenBank genome assembly.
AUGUACAGUCACGGACGUGACCAUCUGUCCAGUCCUCAAGGCCCGCCCCCUCUGCCUCCAGCCCCGCCUUCACACAAGCAGCACCCGUCAAUCACAUCCCUGAGUCGCAGCUCACUGGCCAAUCAGAGAAGCCCGAGCCCACCCCCCUCAGCCGGCCUGGCCCACCUGCAGAGUACAGCGGAAUGUGUCCAGCUGCAGGACAGCUGGGUCCUGGGCAGCAAUGUGGCCCUUCAAAGCAGGCACUUUCUGUUUAAGACGGGCACAGGCUCCACCCCCUUCUUUGGCGCCGCUGCUCCCGGAUACACGAUGGCCACGGGCGCUGUGUACUCAACGCCAGCCCGGCCCCUCCCCAGGAACACCUUGACCAGAGGGGCCUUCAAGUUCAAGAAGUCCCCCAAGCACUGCUCCUGGAAGUGCACGGCUCUGAUCGCAGUGGGCGUGGCCGUGCUGCUGUCCGUCAUCCUCGGCUAUUGCAUCGCUAUGCACCUGUUCGGCCUGAACUGGCAGCUCCGUGAGGUGGAGAAUCAACCUGCUUUUGAGAAUGGCGCAGCGGCAAAGGCAGGAGGGCCCACUCAGACCAGCGUGGUGACGGCGCUGGCUGUAGAUAACGGACGCAGCGGCGUGAUUCAGCAGGAGAACAACUCCAUAGACUCAGGACAGGUGGAAGUGGGGAGGCGGGCUGGACAGAGCCUCCCCCCCUCCAUCUUUUGGAGGUCCCAGCUCAACGUCCAACAGCCACGAUUCAUCAAGUUCAACAUCUCAGUGCAGAAGAACGCACUGAUCGGAGUGUACGGCCGCAAAGGCCUGGCGCCCACGCACACACAGCCCAUCACUCUAUAUGAUGCUGUUUUGUGUGGGAUGCAGAAAAGGAGGUCCUCGGCAGGAGUGGAGCUGGAGGAGUGA